This is a messenger RNA of Rhododendron vialii, 903 nucleotides long. RefSeq lists its product as uncharacterized. The transcript has 3 exons. The record is from RefSeq and is a predicted model, not a curated record. The coding region runs from base 1 to 903 and encodes 300 amino acids. NCBI's taxonomy places the organism in Eukaryota, Viridiplantae, Streptophyta, Magnoliopsida, Ericales, Ericaceae.
AUGACUCGAACUCCAAUUACAAUGCCUAUAAAUAUAGUAGUCGAACUCCAAUACCAGGUCGGAGCUGUCAUCAAAGCUGCUUCAUCAGCUGGCGCCGUCUGUGGGAAACGACUUUUUCCUUACGGUGAACGGCUUUGUAUGGUAGAGACCCGAUCAAGCAGAACAACAAUGGCUUCAGAUCCCGAACGAACGGGUAUCGACGACACCGCAAAGGCCGCCGCCACUGCCAAAACUGCCAAGGCAGCCGAAGUAGCCAAAGCUGCAAAAGCCGCCAAGGCCGCUAAGGCAGCAGAAGCGGCCAAGGCUGCCGCGGCAAACCCAGCAGGAGGGAAUCAGAUGACCCCAGAAGCGUUUGCCCAUAUGCAAGAACAGAUAAAAACUUUAACUCAAGGGUUACAGACUGCGAUGCAGGAAAACGUGAACUUACGAAAGCAAAUCUCCGAGCCAAAUAUCCCGAGAUUGCAAAACAGUCGCCACGGAGAUGACGAAGACAUGGAGGAAGGCGAAUCCAGAGGCGAUACUCAAGAUGCAAAACCAGAUCGAAGGAUUAAUGAAGCAUGUCAAAGCACAAACCCCUGCCACGGUAGGGCAGCCGAAAUAGCUAAAGCAGCAAAAGCCGUCAAGGCCGCUGCUGUCGCCAAAAAGGCCGCUAAGGCAGCAGAAGCGGCCAAGGCCGCCGCAACAAACCCAACAGGAGGGAAUCAGAUGACCCCAGAAGCGUUUUCCCAUAUGCAAGAGCAGAUAAAAACUUUAACUCAAGCUUUACAGACUGCGAUGCAGGAAAACGUGAAAUUACGAAAGCAAAUCUCCGAGCCAAAUAUCCCGAGAUUGCAAAACAGUCGCCACGGAGACAACGAAGACAUGGAGGAAGGCGAAUCCAGUGAAAAGGAAAGCCAAAACUGA